AUGUUGAUUAGGGGGAUGCCUUCCUUUUUGCAAACCAUGUUGAUGAAGCUGUUGCUUGCUGUGGCUUUAUCAGUUUGGGCUGUGGGUCUAAGUAGCUCUCAGUCCUGCUCUAAAGAAGGAGCCAAAGUUUUAAACGAGUGCGGUGAUACAUGUUACUGCAAGAAUGGUCAACUGCAGUGUUGCCGACUGCGAAGAGAAUUUACAUCCAUGACUGAAGACGAGCGAACAUUGUACGUUGAAGCCGUAAGAGUAGCUUCAACCGAUCCUACAUAUCGAAAGGAUUAUAAGGCACUUAUUACUACGCACGAAAAACUCUUCAACGAAGGAAUUCAUAAUCAGGAACAGUUUCUUCCCUGGCACCGUUGGUUCACUCUUCAAUAUGAAAACCUAUUGCGUCGAGUUGACUGCCGCGUAACCAUCUCUUAUUGGGAUUGGAGCCUCGUCUCAGGUGAUCCAUGGAACUCUGACAAAGGUAGAGUUUGGUUUGACGGACCAUCUGGACUUGGAGGCGAUGGCGUUCCACCAUCUCUUUGUAUUCAAGAUGGAGUCUUCCGUGAAGAUCUUUGGAAUAAGACAAACGGGCAGUGUCUCCGAAGACUCUUCAAUGGUUUCACUCCAAAUGCGAUGGAUGUCUUCUUGGUUAUGGACCAGCCUGCUAGCAUGGAUGGUUUCAAUAGCUUCGAGGUUGGCCUUCGAGUGAAUCUCCAUGAUAAAAUUCACUGCCAGAUAGGCGGUGACAUGUGUUCACGUACCGCUGCUGAAGCUCCUGAAUUUUUCCUUCAUCAUGGCUAUAUCGAUAGGAUCUGGUCCGACUGGCAAAACAGAGGCCCAGAUUACUUGACCAUCUUUUUCGUCAACUUGACAGACCCCAUGAAAGGAACAGAAUAUAGCCCUAGAGAUUUUAUUGACAACAGGAAUCUGCCAAACGUAGAAAGUCCCGAAGGAAAGACCUGUAUUUUAUACCAAGCUCCCUUGGAACCUGUCUAUCGGGAGGUAUGGAAGCUCCUGAAGGGAAAGACCAGACAACAGAUUCUCAAAGUCCCACGAAACCCACUGGAGCCUCUUACUGAUCGCCAGAUGAGGCUUUUCCAUGUCAGCCCAGAAGAGCAAAGAAAAGCCAAAGAAAUUCUGCAGGGAUUGGAACCACGUUUCAAGCUGAAAGCUACUGCUCCACUUUUUGGAGAGGACAGGAAUCUUGGAUUCAGAUUGGCCUUUCUUCGACCCACCGAGGGGAAGGAAGCGCUCAUUCAUUAAAAGAAAAAAUCUUUCUGAGUGAGUAAGUGGUGGAUUUCUCAUAACAAACUGUAGAGAACGCCCUUGACAAUUCUUGCAUUGUAUUUAAAAGUUGUUUUUUUAUUCACAUAAAACGGGCAUCCAGUACUCAUAGAUAAAACUUUUAGGGUGAUAAUAAAUGCGGUUAUAGUUGAUAUUUUAGUGCAAAAAUGCAUGAUAACUAGAGUGGUCAGAGAUUGAACAAAUUUAA
Molecule: messenger RNA, 1483 nt
Organism: Stylophora pistillata
Lineage: Eukaryota; Metazoa; Cnidaria; Anthozoa; Scleractinia; Pocilloporidae
Molecular function (GO): oxidoreductase activity
Source: RefSeq, a predicted model, not a curated record